AUGGCUCGCUCAAAGCACUUGCACCGCGCGAACCAACGACUCCAAUAUGCCAAAGAGAUCGAGUCUAAGAUCCGGACAUGGAGCAUGGGAGAAUUCUUUCGACUGAGUACGGUGCAUCUCGCCCUCUUUAUGAUGGCACCGAUGUCGGUUUUCCAGCUAGGCCGGAUCCUUUCGCCAGUGGACCAGACAGAGGAAUUCCUGCAUCUGGGUGUGACAACGUUCCCUCCGCUAAUCCGACAUUUCUUGGAACAGUCCCUCAUUUCCCAAAGCCGCAACGAUGACCCUGUCAAGCAGUCCGAGAAGAGCCUAUGCCUCCAGCGAGAUGGGAAUGUUUGCGUCUUCAUCGGAGAUCCCAACCCAAGAGUAUGUCAUAUACUCCCUCUGUCGUGGGGCAACAGCAAGGCAGCCAUGAAGAAAACUCUGUUGUUGCGUCCAGCGAUCAACGUCAUGAUGGGAACCGACUGGAUGCAUCAACACGACAAGCACAUUGGCGAUGCGGAUAGAGUUUGGAAUAUGCUUUGCCUCAACGAGAAGCUUCAUGAACUAUGGACACGUGGUUCCUGUGCUUUUAAGGGCAUCAGAGUUCAGCACCUGAAUCAACGCGAGUCUGUGGUUGUUCUUGAGUUUCACUGGAUGCCGAAACUAGAGAACACCAAGCCUAUGGUGCAUGCGAAUCUUGAAGGGAGGCAAAACGACUGGACCAGGAUGGCUAAUGCCAUGCACCAACUCCAUGCCUCGAAGGUGCCAGCGGCAACCACGGAAGCUCAACCAGGGUUAUCAAUUCCAUUGGGAAAACGCAUCGACAUCCGAAUGGCAAGGAGAGAAGCCGGCAAAUUCAAAGCCAUGAUCGACUUGCAAUGGGCUUGCAUCACCGCGGCAGCUCUCAGCGGCGUUGCAUCGCCCAGGAUGCUGCAUGAGUACGAGCCAUACUGGUGGAGAUGUGACAAGCCGUACUGGUAUAAAUGUGAGGAGGGCAUGAGGUUCAAUGUCUUGUCGUGGCUUGACAAAAUCGACUAG
Messenger RNA from Fusarium keratoplasticum, 1017 nucleotides. Its product is annotated as HNHc domain-containing protein. Lineage: Eukaryota; Fungi; Ascomycota; Sordariomycetes; Hypocreales; Nectriaceae. The coding region runs from base 1 to 1017 and encodes 338 amino acids. The transcript has 2 exons. The record is from RefSeq and is a predicted model, not a curated record.